Pelagomonas calceolata is the source of this 1605-nucleotide messenger RNA. The record is from the annotation of a GenBank genome assembly. Lineage: Eukaryota; Pelagophyceae; Pelagomonadales; Pelagomonadaceae.
AUGGAGCCCGCCUCGCCCCCACCCAAGCGCACGCCCGCGCCGCGGACGCCCGUCGGCGCGCGGAACCAGCCCAAGGCCCCGACGCCCGGCCGGAGCCGUCCCGCGCCGGCGUUGUUCGAGGACUACGCCGCCUUCGCGCGCGCCGCGAGGCGAGCGGCGGCGGCCGUCGGCGCGCGCGCCGCGCCGGGCGAGCGCCGCGACGCCGUCGCCGACGUCUGCUGGCGGGCUUGUGCUGAUUCGGUCGCGCGGCGCGUGCCGCCGCCGCGCACGCUGGCCGUGGCAUGGGUGCCCCAAUUGAUACAGGAGCUCGGGGCUUCGACACGAGUCGAGGCGCGAGCGUUACGACGGGCCGUGAGAGCGCGCUGCGUGCGGCCGCCCUUGCAACGAGCGACUACAGAAACGCUGCCGGCGCGGAGCCCCACGCGCACGUCGUCGGCCGACGAAGCGAGGAGGAAGCUGAGGGACGCGGAGCUGCAGGUGCUCCUGCGCGUGACGCUCAGCGCGGACGCGCGCCGCUUGCAGGAUCGGGACUUUAGGGCCGUGCGCGCCAUCGUCGAGCACGCGUCCUUCGCCCUGAACGCGCCGCACGUGCGCUGCGAGCCGCCGCGAAGGGCGCGGCCCGCGGACGACGCCGACUACCACGUCGACUACGCGUCGCUCCCAUCCUUCGUGGCGACGGCGCUCCAGCCACCUUUGUCAACGCUCGCGCCGGAGGUCCUCGACCGCCUCGCCGCCGCCCUGGAACUCGCGAGCCAGGACGAGCCGCCGCCUCCCCCCAGACGCCGGCCGCGCCAGAACGACGACGGCGCCUGGCCCGCGCCCGCGCGGUCCAUGCUGCCGCCCGCCAAGCGGCCGCGCCUCGAGCGCCGCGCGUCGUCGUCGGGCGGCGCGCCGUCGGGCGGCUCCUGGGCCGCCUUCUGCGCGGCGACGGCCGCCGCGCCCGCGCCGGCCGCGCCGGCCGCGCCGUCGACGACGCCCGCGCCGCCCGCCGCCGCGCCGGCGCCGCGCGCGCGCCCGCGCCGCGCGCCGGCGUCGGCGCCGCGGUCGUCGCAGCCGCUCGCGCGCACGCGCACGCGGCCGCCGCCGCCGCCGCCCGCGGCGCCGCCGCCCGUGCGCGCGCCGCUGCGCCGCGCGGGCUCGCUCGACCGCGCGGGGUCGCUGCGGCUGCUCGGCGCGUCGACGCAGCGGCGCGUCCUCGGCUCGCUCGCCGGCGACGCCUCGGCGCGCCGCGCGCCGCCCCGCUCCGCUGCCUCGGCCUCGGUGGCGCGCGCGCCGGCGCCGGCGCGGUCGCCGGCGGCCCGCGGCCCGCAGACGCUCGUCGACGCGGCCUCGCCGUCACCGCCGCGCCAGCGCGGCGGCGCCCGCGCGCGGGCCGCCGCCGCGCGCCGCCGCGGUGGAUCGGCCGCCGCGCGGCGCUCGGGCUCGACGGGCGCGCCCGCGCCCGCGCCCGCGGCGCCGGCGCCGGUCCUCGCGCCGCGCAUCAUCGCGGAAACCCCGCCAUACUUGAACUCGCCGGAGAGCGAGGACGAGGGCGAGGGCCUCGCGGCGCGGCGCCGGGCCGUCGCGCGCGGCAAGGAGCGCGUCCGCGGGCGGCUGGCCUUCUAA